AUUCCCGUCACGUGACACCAAGCACUUCCUGUUUCUUCUGCAACAACACACCAUCACGGCUAAUGUUUGCGAGUCUUCUCGCCACAGUAAUGUAACGUCCAAACGGCGACUGUCAAGUUGUAAUUUGAGCAGCAAUUUCCCGCCGUACAUAACUUCAUCACCCGCCAUGUCAACGCCACAGGGGCCCUGCUUGGCUCACGGUGCCACUUUCCAGCGCAAGCUCGCCUCCAUCAUGGACACGCUAGCCCAAGCCGCCGUGUUGGAGAUCGCCAAACUGUGGGAGGACGCCUUCGCGCUGGUCACCGCCGAGCUGCGCCGGAGGGACCGGGAGGUGGAGGCCUUGGAGAAGAAGUUGCUGGAGAAGCAGCGACAAACUACGAAUGUGUCUCCCUCCAAGAAGGAGAAGCAGCCCAAGAGGCCGCCGCCUCCUCCCCUCAGAGACAGCGAUGGUCCAGUUUCGGAACCAGUCUGUCCGUCUUUAGAGCAGAACGCCAAAGAAAAGAUGGACCCCUCCACCAAUCACGGAGCAGAAGCUCAGUCAGAGGGGAACCCCAAAUCUCAGACCUGCGCCAGAACCGAUGAAGACCUCCCCGUCAAGCUGGAGGAUGAGGACGACGUCAUGAUCGUAGAGCAGCUAAAAGACUACGGGCGUAAUGGCAAUCAACGCGCCGUAGAAGAAAAGGAGAACCACCGCUGGUCCUCGGUUUCCAUGGGAGACAGCGACACCACAGAGGAGUCGGACUACUUUACGGCACCAAAGUCCCAGAAUCUGGACUCGGAAAUCCUGUUCAUCGAGAACGCCUUAGACCUCCUUGAUGGUUCUGCAGAAGCCGCCUUCUCGGAAAGUUUGCUCAUGGGCGCCAGGCACGCCAUGUCCAGUCAGGCCACAGGUGGCGCCACUUUUAGACCCGCACACCCCGGUCAGGACGAGGACAGACCAGAGGCCAUCAGAACAUUUAACCCACACGACAGAAUCUUCAUCUUCAGCGACUCCCGGCCUCCCAAAGACGCCGCGGGCGGCCGCGUCAAGGAGAAGUGGUUCAUCUGCCAGUUCUGUGGCAAAAGCUUCGACCGGGUCAGCCACCUGCAGAUCCACCAGCGCAUUCACACGGGGGAGAAGCCGUACACGUGUGACACCUGCGGAAAGUGUUUCUCCCAGAGGAGCAACCUGCGCACGCACCAGCGCACGCACCAGGAGAGGUUGACCCAAAGUUCUGGUUUGACUCUCUGACCUUUGCAGUGGAGGUUCACUUUAAACUCAUUACUAUUAAUGCAACUUUGGCAAAAGUUUUAGUAAUUUAGGGGAGAACAGCACAGUGGCAGAGUGGUUGGCACUGAUACUUCACUGCCACAAGUUUUUGGGUUCAAAUCUCAACUUUAUUCUCUGGCCUUCUGCCUCUGUUACAUUGCUAACAAUCUCCACUGUGUAACCAUGACAACAAAUGACUGAAAUAUUCACCCAUUUCCUUAAAGCUCCAUACAGACAUGUAAUCCAAGCCUCCUUGUCCUUCAUAACAACAACUUUGUUCAUGCCUUGCUUUGAAGAAUAAAUAGACAAACCCUUGGUUACAGCAGGCGUCACAAAAUCAUUACCAGUAUAAAAGCAUUGUAAAUAAAACAGAAGGUAGAAAAGUGUCCUCCACAUAAUACCAACCUAGCUUGACUUCAGAGUUCAAAAGAACAUUUUGUGUAAACGGGCAUAGUUGAAUCUGUAAACUAAACGCAGAAGCAUGGAAUUGGAUAUCAUUAGAUGGCGUAUCUAAUGUAAAAAUAACAAACCCAUAAUUUUCACAGUAAUACUUUUGUGCAUGUAUGUAUUUUUUUUCUUCUAGUAUCAGUGUUUCCCAUACAGUCUUUUGUGGCAGUGUGCCAUAUACAAAUUUGUCCGCCGUUGCUCAUAAACACACUAUAAGGGGACUGCCUGUGAGUGUAGCUGCAGUAGAUGGCAUCAUAAACCCAGCAGAUCCGCCAGAGAAUUGAAGGACGUAGCAGGAGGGAUCAGCGUUGGUUUCUAUAUUAACCAGUAUUCACAUGCCUCGUGGUUAGUUUUUCCUAAAUAAUAAAAAAAUAGUGACAUUUUUUUUAUCUUAUUGGACACUUUGCAACUAACACAAAAGCACAAACUGCUCAUCUAAAAGCCUUCAGAGUGCAUAAAAAAAAUGUGAUGGAAGCAAGUUCAUCUGAAUUUAUAACUUAUUUUGUUCUUUUAUUUCCCAUAAAAAUAAUAU
Molecule: messenger RNA, 2228 nt
Organism: Entelurus aequoreus (snake pipefish)
Lineage: Eukaryota; Metazoa; Chordata; Actinopteri; Syngnathiformes; Syngnathidae
Product: zinc finger protein with KRAB and SCAN domains 7
Exons: 2
Coding region: 167-1231 (354 amino acids)
Biological process (GO): regulation of transcription by RNA polymerase II
Molecular function (GO): DNA-binding transcription factor activity, RNA polymerase II-specific; RNA polymerase II cis-regulatory region sequence-specific DNA binding
Source: RefSeq, a predicted model, not a curated record